AUCACAAAGCAAAGGAAACGCAGGACUUUGCUGAUACAUACCAAGGAACAAGAAUGCUGGAAUGUUUCAUUUCAAAGAAAGCCAAAGAAUAAUCCCCCACGCCACCACACAAAAACUGAUUAAAAAAAAAAAAUCACCGUAUAAAACCAGAAUAAAUUAGAAAAAUCUCCCAUUUUGCGUAUCCUGUUACGUCGUUUUCACGUCCGACUACUGUUUGCCUCGUAAUUUACUUGGGCUACGGAGUUCGGGAAUUCCAUUUUGAGUUGCGCUUGCUUGUUGAGGCCUAAAAAGUUUGCAAAUCCACCCAAAGAAGCAACCCAAAAUGUCCCAAUUCUCCCAAUUCCCACGCCUCUCUCCCUUUAUGUCAUAGCUUCAGGCCCAUUUCCCAUCCUUUUAUCAUCUCCUUCUUUCCGACCAGUGUCCCCUUGAUUAAAAUUUAAAAACACGCGCGCCUUAAACCUUCGAAUUCGAUUCCUUCUCUACUAAGCUUUGGACCAGAGUACACAGAAGAUAAUGAGUUCUGAUCCAAGAGACGACAGAUCCGAGAUUGUCUUCUUCGACCUCGAAACGACGGUUCCCACCCGCACCGGUCAGGGUUUUGCGAUACUGGAAUUCGGAGCUAUCCUUGUGUGCCCGAGGAAUUUGGAGGAACUCCGGAGCUACUCUACCUUGGUCCAACCCGUCAAUCCUUCUUUAAUCUCUUCUCUGUCCGUUCGAUGCAAUGGAAUCACAGCUGACGCCGUCAAUUCCGCCCCUACCUUCGCCGAUAUUGCCGAUACUGUCUACGACAUCCUCCAUGGGAGGAUUUGGGCGGGACAUAAUAUCACGCGGUUUGACUGUGUACGUAUAAGGGAGGGAUUUGCUGAGAUUGGCAGAACACCUACGGAGCCCAAGGGCAUUAUAGAUUCUUUAGCCUUGCUGACCCAGAGGUUUGGUAGAAGAGCUGGGGACAUGAAGAUGGCUAGUCUUGCAACUUAUUUUGGGCUCGGAAAACAGACACAUAGGAGUUUAGACGAUGUCCGGAUGAAUCUUGAAGUUUUGAAGUACUGUGCAACAGUUUUGUUCUUGGAGUCAAGCCUCCCAGAUGCAUUCCCAGAAAAAAGUUGGGUUUCACCUAAUGCUACUACGAGAAGUCGUAAAAAUGGAAAAUCACCUCUGGAAGGGCCUGGCAUAAACAUAGAUGCUUCCUCUUCAAGUUCAAAGUUUGGAAAUGUUUCUCCUAAAUAUCAUGAAAAUGAGGAAAAUCAUCCAUUAUAUGAUCUGCUGAGAUGUGUUGCAUCUGAUAUGCCUCAACCAGAUACUUUUGACAUGACCGCUCUCAGCAAUGAAAUACAUGCUGACUCCCUUCAGCAAGAUGUUGACAUGGAAAAAAAACCUAUGACAGAGUCUUCUGAGAUGCCUUCAGCAGUGACUGUUCCUGGAAGUUUCAGUGGCAAUGCAGGAUUUUUGGAACCUGAUGAAGUUUCUGUUUCUUCUAUUAGGGCAUGUUUUGUUACAUUCAAAGAUGGGGUUCAAAGAAUGAUAUUAUUGUAUGAGCAUGCCAUUUUGCAGCUUUGUUGUCAUCAUUUAAGGGUACGGUUUGGUUUGAGUACAAAAUUUGUCGAUCAUGCUGGACGACCACGGUUGAGUUUUGUGGUUGAUGCAUCUCCAUGUUUGUGUGGAGUUCUUGAAGCAUGUGAUGGUAUUGUAAGGAAAUUGUUUGUGGAAUCAGGUAGCAACUCUGAUUGGAGGCCUGCUGUGAACAAAAAACCUGGCUUCUUCAACUACCCAACAGUGAGACUGCACAUACCUACUGCUGUAAAUGAGGAUGGUGCUAAAUAUGCAACAGAUAUAUAUCAGAAAGAUCCUUCUGGAACUGUACAAAAGCUUGUGUUCAGUAAGUUUGAUGCUGCAGAACUUGAUACCUGGUUCAGUCCAGGGACCUUUUUGGAUGCCUCCUUCUCCUUGCAUCCAUAUGACUAUCAGCAGAGUGCUGGCAUCCGAUUAGUGGCAAAGAAAUUAAUCAUUCACAAAGAGUGAAUGGAGAUGGUUCUCUGAUCUAUUCGUGAUGAUUGCUUGUGAUAUACAUGUGUAACAAAUUAGGCCAACAUGCACUGGUGAAAGCGAUUUCUUUUGUUAUUUAGGGUAAAAUGCAAGACAUGAAUGCUAAUAUUUGAUAUUGGUUACAUGUAACAGUAAAAUUCGUGCAGAUUGUAAUUUUAAUCGUAGGCUUUUAACUGACGUUGACAAGCCUAUUGCUUAAGGGUUUUUUUUUUUUUUUUUUUUAAAAUUAUGUUUUCUUUAGAUUUGGAUUGUCGCAUGAAUUGAGUUGUUAAUAAUGUUUAGGUGAGUCAUCAACUAGUGGUUUCGGGGUAUGUAGUUUGUAGGAGAGUCACAUUAUUUGUCAUGCCUAAUUUGUAUUUCAUGUACUCUUAUUAUUCCAAUUUUAUAUGCACUCAAUUUUCGGGUCAUAAUGGUAGCAUGGGUACUCAAGUGAAUCUUUCUCCAAUCA
Hevea brasiliensis (rubber tree) is the source of this 2491-nucleotide messenger RNA. Its product is annotated as protein NEN1-like. Lineage: Eukaryota; Viridiplantae; Streptophyta; Magnoliopsida; Malpighiales; Euphorbiaceae. The record is from RefSeq and is a predicted model, not a curated record. The transcript is spliced from 6 exons. Gene Ontology annotation, molecular function: 3'-5' exonuclease activity; nucleic acid binding. Bases 514 to 2019 code for a protein of 501 amino acids.